UACACUCUUUUUUUAUAAGAACAAUUUUAUAAGAACACAAGCCUCAAAAUUGGUCAAAUGUUAAGAACGAAUCAAGAACAAGCUGAGGUUUAGCUUCUGCAAAAUGCAACUUUGAACAACCUUUUUUCUCAAAAUUGAAGUGCUUUUGAUUUCUUUUUUGGUAAAUAUUCAAACCUGUCGACAAAUGAAGGCUGUCUCACUCACUUUGUUGGCAAAUGAGGCCUGACUACCUCCUUAAAGUGAAAAAGUUUGCACUUGUGCUGCUUACACCCUAUUAAAUUAACAACAAAUUAAGAACAAUCAUACCUCAGAUUUUCGACAAAAUUAAGAACAGUCAGCCUGAACUUAAAUUUAUUGGUUCUUAUAGAAAAAAAGAGUGUACUGUAAUGUCCAAGUAAAGUCUAGAUAUGUAUAUGGAUGUGUAUGUAUGUUGUUAGUUUUGUCCUUAUUCCGAUCAUAACUCUUUCUAAAAUCCGGAAAAUCAUUGGACUUGGACCCCUUACAACUGAACACCCUUACCCCUUGAAAACUACGGCUCUGAUUUACCCCCGUUCUUUUUGAAAAACCAUUGUUCUAAUUCAAAUCUCAAGUGUACAGGUUGUCAUACGGAACCAGCGAGAAAAGCAAAUCAAUUCAUCCUGUGAUGCCAAGGCACAUGGCACCUUCCCACAUUCGUGUAACUAGAGUUGGUUAAUAAAGUUUAACGAAUUUUCUUACUAAGAAGACAAUAAUCUAUCUGGAUUUCGAGCCAACAAGUGAGUUCUCAGCAUGGUUACAAACUCAUUCAACAGCGAAUUCUACCGACAGAUUUUUGCAGAAAAGUUUCCUUUUGUCAGCUGGAUAAGAAACUACAGUAUUCUGAAACUUCAGGGUGACUUGAUGGCCGGUCUAGCUGUUGGUUUCAUGGUUGUUCCCCAAUCAUUGGCAUUGUCAACCGUUGCAGGACUUCCAGCACAUUAUGGUCUUUAUUCCUCGUUUCCUGGACCCCUCGUUUACUGCUUUCUUGGCACCAGCAAAGACAUAAACGUUGGUCCAACACUAUUGGCUGCCAUGGCAACAGCUCGUUACGAUGAUUUGCAUGAGCCCCGCAUCGCAACCAUGAUGGGUUUCAUUGCUGGAGUAAUAUUACUUCUGGCUGGCCUACUUAAACUUGGCUUUAUCGUUCGGUUUGUAUCUGCCCCUGUUUUUAGUGCUUUUAUUUUUGCGACUGGGAUUUCGGUAACUAUUAACCUGUCACAGGACCUUCUGGGGCUUCCACCUGGGCCUAGACCAUUCUUCCAGCGGCUCUGGCAUAUUUUGACGAAUUUAAAGCAAACCAGACAGUGGGAUGCUUUGCUUGGCAUUUCGUGUCUUUUGACAUUGAUUUCCUUAAACAUGGUGCACAGGCAGAGCGAUCAGAAAGAUGCUGGAUCAAAGUCAACGCGCAGCAAAGUCUUCAGAGUUCUAAAUAUUGCUAAGAAUUCAUUGGUUGUGACUCUUGCAACAAUUAUUUCGUAUCUUGUAUACAUUUCGGGACAGCAAAACACUUUUAAACUGGUUGGAGAGCUACCUAAAGGCUUUCCUCGACCUGAGAGUCCAGUGCAGCAAAUUCGUAUAUCUGCCAACCAUACGAUGAACUUUGAAGAUGUGUUGUCGUCUCUGGGUCCUGGUAUUGGAGUCCUGCCCCUAAUCAUGUACCUGGAAAGCAUAGCAGUUGGCAAAGCCCUGGGGACAAAGAACAACUAUGAUGUAGAUGCAUCUCAAGAACUCAUCGCCGUUGGUGCCAGCAACAUUGUCGCCUCUUUCUUUCAAGCUUUUCCUAUAACAGGCAGCUUCGGAAGGUCAGUGGUCAACAGCGUGAGCGGUGCUGCCUCGCCUUUGUCAGGCGUUUUCAGUGCUUUGAUUGUCAUCAUGGCUUUACAGUUUAUAACCCCCGUCUUUCAGUACAUUCCAAUCACGAUUCUUGCUGCCAUGGUAAUAGCCUCGGUGUUAAGUAUGGUUGAUCUGAAAAUGCCCCAAGAGUUGUGGAAAACCAAGAAGAUUGAGCUACUACCAUAUAUGGCCUCAUUUUGUGCCUGCUUUUAUGAGUUGGAAGCUGGUAUUUUAGCUGGAACAUUAAUGAGUUUGUGUUAUCUAUUAUACAAGCAGAUGAGGCCGAAUGUGCUUAUAGAACAAGUGGAAGCGGCUGUUUCUGUUUUGAGAGUUCAAGGAGACCUACAGUUUCCGAGCACAGAGGACCUUAUCGGAAAGCUUAUCAGCCUGCACAAGCCAAAGAACGGUACCCAGAAGAAAUCCUUUGAGCAGAUGGAAAUCAGGAUCGACUUCUCAAAUGUAUUUGGAAUUGACCAUACUGUCGCAUCAGCAUUGAAGAAAGCAAUACAUGAGCUUCGAAGACACGGGGUCAAAGUGACAAUGGUAAAUGUAACCGAUCCUAGAGUGAAGAAUAUUUUGACGAAAACUGGCCUUACGUUGCUCGAAAGCGGAAAAAGAGACAUUGAUUCUGAGUCAAAGGAUUUCCGAUGCUACGAGACUAAUGUGUGAUUACCAAUUUAAUCAUUUACUUAGUCUACGUUGCAAUGAAUUGAGGAUUCCUAUUUCAAAUGAUAUCUUUAAAUAUAUAUUAGAAUUAGAAAAUGAAAUACAAAUGAAUUGGCAAUAUUUUUAAUCUGUAUUUUGUAGGGUUGUUCUGCUCUACUUUCGCAGUACAUUUCUUUAGUAGGAUUCGAGGAACAGGGCAAUCAUUGUCAUUUUAUUUUCAUUUUUCAUUUUAAGCAAUUAUUGUCGUGAAAAUUACACACAGAUUUGCUAAGUGUUUUAGAUUCCUCCAGGCUUAAAAGUUGGUUGAUUAACUCUGUUUGUUUGUAUCUUGGAAAGCAAAUUUCAAGUUUCACAAUAAGCGAAUCGAAGUGAAAGCACUCGGUUCUUAUUGAAACGGCAUCACGGUAAUUUAACAGUUACAGUGCAUCGAGGCCGAACUAUGUAGAGCGUUUUUGAUGGAGCUCGGACGCUCUGCAUCUCAAAAGAAUGUCCUCAACGGCAUUACACUUUUUUAUGCUUAUGCCCUUAUGGUUCACCCCAGAGAUAAAGUUUCAACCUGAUUACGUUUCACCCUUCAAAAUGUCUCGGAAGCUGUUUUCGUGAUGUUCCAAAAAACUCUCUCGUAACGUCGGGAGGACUAUUUGAUUAUGUCCCAGAAUCUUCUUCCGUUAUAUCCCGAAGGACGAUUUCUUAAUGUUCCAAAGGGCUCCCUAUUAACGUCCGGAUGACUAUUUUAUUAUGUCCCAGACUCUUCUUCCGUUGUAUCCCGAAGGACGAUUUCUUAAUGUUCCAAAGGGCUCCCUCAUAAUGUCAGGAGGACUAUUUUAUUAUGUCCCAGACUGUUUUUCCAUUGUGUCCCGAAGGACGUUCUCUUAAUGUUCCAAAGGGCUCCCUAAUAACGUCCGGAUGACUAUUUUAUUAUGUCCCAGACUCUUCUUCCGUUGUGUCCCGAAGGACGAUUUCUUAAUGUUCCAAAGGGCUCCCUAUUAACGUCCGGAUGACUAUUUUAUUAUGUCCCAGACUGUUUUUCCAUUGUGUCCCGAAGGACGUUCUCUUAAUGUUCCAAAGGGCUCCCUAAUAACGUCCGGAUGACUAUUUUAUUAUGUCCCAGACUCUUCUUCCGUUGUGUCCCGAAGGACGAUUUCUUAAUGUUCCAAAGGGCUCCCUAUUAACGUCCGGAUGACUAUUUUAUUAUGUCCCAGACUGUUUUUCCAUUGUGUCCCGAAGGACGUUCUCUUAAUGUUCCAAAGGGCUCCCUAAUAACGUCCGGAUGACUAUUUUAUUAUGUCCCAGACUCUUCUUCCGUUGUGUCCCGAAGGACGAUUUCUUGAUGUUCCAAAGGGCUCCCUACUAAUGCCAGGAGGACUAUUUUAUAAUGUUCUUUAUUAUUCUUCCAUUUUGUCAAAGAGGACCCUUUCAUUGUGUACCUGGCAGGGGCGUUGUGGCUCCUAGAAAAGGGCCGGGAGAAAAUGAUCAUAAGGCGACCCGCUCAUUGGUAUGACAUCUCUAAUCACAAACCACAGGUCGCCAAAAAUGGUACGCACCUGGAAAUCAUGCACCUACGACAAAUUACAAAGAUUUUAAAGAUUCGUCUGCUAUAUUUGUAGGGGUAUAUCUCCUUUUCUUUAACCAUACUCCCUUUAAGACUGCAAAAAAUGUGGAUAAAAUCCAGUGCUGUAGUGCACACUUAACACAAACACAAACGCGAUGGAGAACGUCUGUGCACUCGAGCGAAGCGUGCAGAAAAUUAGCUUGAAAAUUUUCGUUUACCGUUUACCACGUUUUACAAUUUUUAGGCAUACUUUUUUGCAUUUUCGUUAAAAUUCAGUUGUUAAAUUGGAAUUCCUUGCUUUAAGGGGCUCUCUAGACCUCGAGGCCCCUCCUUGUCCUCCUCCUUGCGGCUCUGUUCAUAUUCCACGCAUCUCUUUUACAGGGUCCUAUUUGUUUUUGUUGACCUCCUUUGAUUUUGAACUGUAAACUUGAGUCUACAUGUAAGUGAGGGGUUUGUUCAUAUUAAGUAUUUUCCGGGGUUUUACAAACUCACUUUUAUGGGGCCAACCGGGAAAUCUCCCGGUGUCCCGUCUAGCCACAACGCCCCUGGUACCUGGACAAUCUCCCAUAACCCCUAGAGAAAAUUAAAGGCAUUGAGUCAUGGUUAAUAGGCCUUCUCUAUAGGGGGUCAUUUGGUUUCGGCGUGAUCGCUGCUGUUUCAUGUGAUAUUUGCAUCCGUUGUUGACAACUUGCUAUUGAUAAAAAUCGUUUUGUCAAUCAGUACGAGGUUGACCAGCUCAAGGUCAACCAAUAGCAUCGCAGUCAUGAAAAUCAUGACUCAGCGGAUUUUGGCGCUCAGGGUAUACCCAAUCCAUUUUAUCAUGACUCAAUGCCUUUAAUCCUGAAAGAAUUUUUCACCGUGCGCCGUAGGACAAUAUCAUAUUUUUGGCGAAAGAGUUUCACAGUACUGAAGAGGACAUCUUCAUAACAUUUCUAUAACCUCCUUGGAGAUAUUUUUCAAACGACUGACUUAAAUCGCAAUAUUUACCCAAUCGUUAUAGCUCUGAAAUUAUCAAAACCUUGAUCUAAUUAUAACCUGUUUUUUCAUGAAAAUCAUACUUCAAGAAAUG
This is a messenger RNA of Rhopilema esculentum, 5138 nucleotides long. Its product is annotated as sodium-independent sulfate anion transporter. The record is from RefSeq and is a predicted model, not a curated record. Gene Ontology annotation, biological process: sulfate transmembrane transport. Gene Ontology annotation, cellular component: membrane. NCBI's taxonomy places the organism in Eukaryota, Metazoa, Cnidaria, Scyphozoa, Rhizostomeae, Rhizostomatidae. Gene Ontology annotation, molecular function: secondary active sulfate transmembrane transporter activity.